Penicillium cataractarum is the source of this 2238-nucleotide messenger RNA. RefSeq names its product TRAPP III-specific subunit 85 family protein. Gene Ontology annotation, cellular component: cytoplasmic vesicle; phagophore assembly site; TRAPPIII protein complex. The record is from RefSeq and is a predicted model, not a curated record. Bases 1 to 2238 code for a protein of 745 amino acids. NCBI's taxonomy places the organism in Eukaryota, Fungi, Ascomycota, Eurotiomycetes, Eurotiales, Aspergillaceae. The transcript has 2 exons. Gene Ontology annotation, biological process: endoplasmic reticulum to Golgi vesicle-mediated transport; protein localization to phagophore assembly site.
AUGACAUCGCCCGGAGAUGCCACUCCGGUGAAACCUCCGCCGUCCUUCUCCCCCGGCGUAGGGCGCAGCGCAUCAAAGUCCAGAUAUCCGGAUGAGCAUGAGUCCACAGCAUCUAUAGACGCCGAGUUAUCAGAGGCCCGCUCGGUGUCAUCGCCAACACCACCUCUAUCAGCUACGACUGCAGAGCUGCCAAUUCGGUCAGCGUCACCGCAAUCCCGCUCGGUUAGAUCGUCCACCCCGCAAUUAGCUCGAUCAUCAUUCGGAUCCCCUUUUGAUGGACGCUUCGAUGGUUCAGAAGAUAUCAGAUCAUUGAUAAUCCGGGCUUUCUCUCCAACUGUCGCCGUCUAUGCUUCCGAGGAUACGGAUGAGCUGGUCAGGAAUAAGGGGUUUAAGGGGGGCUUCUGGGAACUGCUCCGGCCGUUCGGGGAGACCGUUACGGGGAAGGUGAUUAUCCGGGACAGCAUUGGGUCUAGUCGUGCCUGGGAAGACUAUGGGGUGCGUUUUGUGGAUCUGAAAGGGCUGGGUCGAGCACCUGCCAGUCGGGAUUCUGGACGAGAUUCGCCUUUGGCGCAGAUUGAAGAGGUUCUGGAGCAGCAAUUAGGCUCUGCGGAGGGAUCUUUGGGAGCAUCUUUGCCUUCCAAGGAUGUUCUGGGCUUUCCAGCUACAACAUCUCUUGCUAAGCUGUUUUUGAGGCAACUCCUAUCCUCUACGCCUGCCGCACCCCACGAGACAUUUGGGCACCCUGUGGCAAGUGUCAUUGCAAUCAGCUCCCGUAACAAAGCCCCUCUAGAGACCCUGCGACAACUCUACGCUGAGACCAAUACGGGCGACAAGCGGCUGCCGGACUGGGUGCAUCAGGAGUACCUCCGGUAUUAUGUCUUAGUUCACGAUGAAGAGCGGGACGAUAUUACGGAGUCUACCAAACUAUAUGAUCAGAUGAAGCGCCAUUUCGGUCUACAUUGUCAUCUUUUAAGACUCCGAAGCAGUCAGUGCGUCGUGACUGAUGACGAUAGCGUUCAAGUGCCACAUUGCGAGUGGCUUUCUCCACAAGAACACCUGUCCGGAGUUGGGGAAGCCGAGACACUGGUGGAUCUUGGCACAGAUGGUACUCCUUAUCUCUUCGACUCCGACGUGUCAGCAAUCAAAUCAUUCAUUCGAGAACUUACUGUACAAUCUGUGAUUCCCUUCAUGGAGAACCGAGUAGCAGUUUGGAAUGACCAAGUUGCAUCUCGUCGGCGCGGCAUCAGCGGCCGGUUCAUGUCAAUGUCAAGACGGUGGGCUGGCUUCGGCUCCAGCUCUCGUUCUGGUAUUGGCGGUUCGGGGGGCGGAAACAGUGGUAAUUACGACACGGAGCACAAUUACUACCGUCAAGACACGCCCGAGGCAAUCUUGCGGAAGAUGGCUGACUUUGCAUUCAUGCUCCGUGACUGGAAGCUUGCGUCUUCUACAUACGAGAUGAUUCGGUCGGAUUUUGGAAACGACAAAGCGUGGAAGUACCAUGCAGGAGCUCAUGAGAUGUGUGCUGUCAGCAUGUUGUUAAAUCCACUCGCUAUGUCGGCCAAAAUCAAGCUCGAGAGCGUCGACCAGAUGUUCGAGACCGCUUGCUAUUCCUACCUCACUCGAUGUUCCGACGCAACACAUGCUCUCCGAUGCUUGGCUUUGGCCGUGGAACUUCUCAAGUCUCGAGGCGGAUCGGCAACCGAGAGUGCAGCCAGAUGGGCCAUGCGGGUCAUGGACUUUGGUCUGGUUGGCUCUGUGGGUCAGAUUCUUUUCAUGGAGCGAGUGGCCGCAUGCUACGCUUCAAAGACCCCUGUGGGCGGCGCUAAAUGGGGUGCUCGGAGGAGGAAAGCUGGCAUGUGGAGCAUCUUUGCUGCUGAUCAGUGGCUCAAGGCUGGCAAGCCUACCCUUGCUUCUGCCUGCCUUGAAGAAGCUGAACGGCUCUAUGCCGAUGUUCUCGAGACUGACGGUGUUUUCCCAAUGCCGGAGAUGCAGAGCUUCAUCGACAACUUGCGCCACGCCGUGAAAGUCGAGUACCUUCAGGCUCGGGGUUUCGACGCUCAAGACGAACCGGCUGCCGAUGACCCUCUUCGCACUGAAGAGAUCAGCGAAAAGUUGGACAAGCGCAAUCAUCGUCGCUCGCUGAUUGGGCUUCCCGCGCAAUUGGAUGCUGGAACUCUCAUGAGUGCAGGCCCAAGGGACAUUGAGGAAGAACCGAAUGAUGACUUUGAACGAGCCUAG